CUGGCUGAGUGAGGCUCUGCCAGAACGUUUAGGGUUUAAAAAAAAAUAUAUAUUUUAUCUAGUUGUUUGGUUUUAUUUUUAUCUAGAGAGCGUUUCGCUGGGAGAUAAUUACAUUAGAAAGAAAGUUUUGUACUCAACGGUUAUUUUAAUCUACACUGCAAUGCAAUCGCAAAAUUCAUCUGCCGUCAGUAAAAAGGAGGAGAAGGGAAGAAAUAUUCAAGUCGUCGUGAGGUGCAGACCAUUCAAUGCAACUGAACGUAAGCUCUCUGCUUUUAACGUUGUUGAUUGUGAACAUGCAAGGAAGGAGGUUACUAUUCGUACUGGAGGAGUGGGCGAUAAAGCAACUAAGAAAACAUACACAUUUGACAUGGUUUUUGGACCCACAGCAAAACAGAUUGAUGUUUACAGAAGUGUUGUUUGUCCCAUAUUGGAUGAAGUUAUAAUGGGGUACAACUGUACUAUAUUUGCAUAUGGACAGACUGGCACAGGAAAAACCUUCACAAUGGAAGGUGAAAGGUCAGCUGGUGAACAGUUUACUUGGGAGGAGGAUCCACUUGCAGGAAUCAUUCCCAGAACACUUCACCAGAUUUUUGAAAAGCUAUCUGAAAAUGGAACCGAGUUUUCAGUCAAAGUGUCUUUGCUAGAGAUUUACAAUGAAGAGCUAAUUGAUUUGUUAAGUCCUUCCCCAGAUGUAAAUGAAAAGCUGCAAAUGUUUGAUGAUCCACGUAAUAAAAGGGGAGUUGUAAUUAAAGGCCUGGAAGAGAUCACAGUGCACAAUAAAGAUGAGGUUUAUCAAAUUCUUGAGAGGGGUGCAGCAAAAAGAAAGACAGCAGCCACUUUAAUGAAUGCAUAUUCAAGUCGGUCACACUCUGUCUUUUCAACUACAAUCCAUAUGAAAGAGACAACAGUUGAUGGAGAGGAACUUGUUAAGAUAGGCAAACUGAAUUUGGUGGAUCUUGCAGGAAGUGAAAAUAUCGGUAGAUCUGGAGCAGUAGACAAAAGAGCCAGGGAAGCUGGUAGCAUAAACCAGUCUCUUUUGACCCUUGGAAGAGUGAUUAAAGCGCUUGUGGAGAGAACCCCACACGUACCUUACAGAGAAUCCAAACUUACUCGCAUUUUACAAGACUCGCUGGGAGGUCGUACAAAAACCUCAAUUAUUGCCACUAUUUCUCCUGCAUCAAUAAAUAUGGAGGAAACUUUAAGCACUUUGGACUAUGCUCAUCGAGCAAAGAACAUUCUGAAUAAGCCUGAAGUAAACCAAAAACUUACAAAGAGAGCCCUCAUCAAGGAAUACACAGAGGAAAUUGAAAGACUGAAACGUGACCUAGCUGCAGCACGAGAAAAGAAUGGGGUUUUUCUGUCUCCAGAGAACUAUGAUGCCAUGAGCUCAAAAAUAACUUCUCAAGAGGAAAUAAUCAGCGAAUUAACUGAGAGAAUUUUACUUGCAGAAGAAGAGCUAAAAAGAGUAUCUGAGCUUUUCACAGAUUCCAAGAAAGACCUGGAACAGUGUGCUUCAGAUCUUCAACAAAGGGAAGAAGAGCUUGUAUUGACCAUUUCUGAUCUUCAAGAGACAAAGCAAAAAUUAUCAGAGGAAAUUUUUAUUGUUUCAGCUUUGCAGUCAACUGAGGAGGAGCUCUAUGGGACUGCAAGCAGACUAUUGUCUACAGUCGAUAUCAGCACUCAGGAUGUAACUGGUUUACAUGCCAAACUGGAUAGAAAAAUGGAGGUUGAGCAGCACAAUAUGAAAAUGCAAGACUGUUUUUCCAAACAAAUGGAUUGUUUAUUUAAUCAAAUAAAGACUUCUGUUGAUGAGCAAAGCAUUAAACAAAAAGAAAUGCUUGAUGGCUACACAUGUGAAAUUGAUAACAUUCUGAAUGCUAAUGCAAGAAUCUUGAGAACCACGGUGGAAACUGUUACAAAGUCUUUUGGAAAUAUCAAAGUUAUAGUUAGGAAUGAAACAAUCAGAGGUGUCGAUGAGCUGAUCAAACAGCAAUCUCUAUGUCAGGAAGCUAAAAAAGAGUUGCUUGAAUGCAUGGAGCAAUACAAGACUGAUAUGGAGGUAAAAAUAACUGAGAAAAUGUUACCAAGUUUCAGUGCUAUACUGGACUUGAGUAAUCAAUUGAAAGUCCUCUUCCAGAAGAAUUCUGCUUUAGCAGACAAGAUGAAGUCUGUGAAGGAGGAGAUGAGCUUGUUUUUUAGCGAGCAUAAGCAGUCUCUUGCAAAAAUCCAUGAGGAGGCCACCUCAGCAUUUACUUCCCUUCAGGAUAAGCAUGAUUCUUUAAAGCAGAGCAUCAGCAAAACUAGCAGUCAACAUACUCAGGCUGUGACCCAGGUCAUCUCCUGCUUACAGAGUCAGCUAAACCUUUUAGCAGUAGACACACAAAAAAACAUCAACAGUCUGCUAACAGAGAUGGGAGAUAUUCAGACAUCUGCUGACUCAGAUAAACAGUGUUUGGUUGACCAUUGUGUAGCUGAAGUCGAAAACACUGCUGCUCAGGAAAGCAGGUUUGCAUCAGCUGCCGAAAAACUUGUUGAUGAUCUUCGACAAUUGGACAGUGAAGGUGUUCAAGCUGCGGAAGAGACUACUGGAUACUGCAGAUAUUUAAGAAAUAACUUCAAUGACCUGCAGCAUGAGACCAGUGAAUGGUGUGAUACUGCACAUGGCCGUACUAAGUUGUUUGCUGAUUCCCAGUUUAAGUUCCUGGAAGAAUACAGAUCUUUAGUUCAGAAUUUACAACAGGAUGUGGUUCACAACUGUGAUGCUUCAUGUAAUGAUGUCACUGAGCAAAUUAAAAAGCAGCAGGAUUCAGAAGACCAAACAUUGACUAGUCUUGUGGAGCGUAUGAAAAACAAUAUGGAUGUGUUAAAGGUCCAUGAGGCAACGAUUAUGGACCAUACAAGUGAAGGUCUUCAAAAGGUGUAUGCAUUUUUGCAAAAUGAUUUAAGAAAGGACAUUCCAACAGGAACCACUCCACAGCGUAAGGAGUAUAUAUACCCAAGAGCUUUUGAUAAAACAAGACCACGUGAUAUUUUGCUGGAGCAGUUUAAAAAGCAACAGGAAGAGUUUCAAGCUGCUCUUAAAAUAUCAGAGUCCAUCCAAGAGGAACAGAAUGAGCAGGAAUCCUUGGAAGAGGAAAGCACUGUUAAUUAUAAUGACAGCCUAAUGAGUGAAAGAUCGUGUCUGGGUGAGGAGAUACUGUGUAAUGAGGUUGACAGAGUACCCUUUUUCAAGACCAAGAAAAGUCAGAGGAAAGAAAAAGAAAACAAAAUGAACUCGCUAGAGAGAUCAAAAAUGGAAGAUCAGCUUUUGCCAAAAUCUAAGCUUCCCCUUCGGUCACAAAAUUAAAUAACAUUUUUUAAAAAAAAAAUAUGUUUUUUUUGUUUAAAAGUUUGAUUUUAAUUUGAUUUGUGCUUGAGGGGGAGGGUUCAGGGUCAAUGUGGCACGUUUUCAAAAACUGUAUUUGUAUAAUUUGAAUUCCUCUUACAACUAAGUUAGAGUUCAUACUGCUUUUUUUGUUUGUAUGUGUCAUAUUUUCUUUUGUCAUUUCUAUACUUUGAUACUUUUAUUUUUAUGCAAAGGGUUAUUUAAUAUCAUGAUAUGCUUUAUAAAUUAGUGGUUCUGAUUUUUUUUUUU
Messenger RNA from Polypterus senegalus (gray bichir), 3634 nucleotides. RefSeq names its product kinesin family member 11 (gene kif11). Bases 161 to 3346 code for a protein of 1061 amino acids. Gene Ontology annotation, biological process: mitotic spindle assembly; microtubule-based movement. The transcript is spliced from 23 exons. Lineage: Eukaryota; Metazoa; Chordata; Cladistia; Polypteriformes; Polypteridae. Gene Ontology annotation, molecular function: microtubule binding; ATP binding; plus-end-directed microtubule motor activity. Gene Ontology annotation, cellular component: nucleus; spindle microtubule. The record is from RefSeq and is a predicted model, not a curated record.